Molecule: messenger RNA, 2361 nt
Organism: Dermochelys coriacea (leatherback sea turtle)
Lineage: Eukaryota; Metazoa; Chordata; Testudines; Dermochelyidae
Product: vesicle-associated membrane protein 4
Exons: 9
Coding region: 232-1359 (375 amino acids)
Biological process (GO): vesicle-mediated transport; Golgi ribbon formation
Cellular component (GO): membrane
Source: RefSeq, a predicted model, not a curated record
UCACCCUCCCAGCUGGGACGGAAGCCGGUAGGACUCAGCGGGCUGGGAAUCGAUCACUCGGCGCUCGCCUCCGCAUCUGCCGGGAGCGCCGAGUGCUCGAUAGAGCAGCUGAGUCGCUGCUGGGCCCCUCCUCGCAGCCCCGGCCAUUUCCCAGCCGGCCCGGAGCGGUAGUGUAUUUUUCCACCACCUCCUUGUACAGGAAGAUCAAGACCAUUUUUGUGAGUAGAAAACAUGCCUCCAAAAUUCAAGCGCCACCUAAAUGAUGAUGAUGUCACUGGCUCGGUGAAAAGCGAAAGGAGAAACCUUUUAGAAGAAGAUUCUGAUGAGGAGGAGGACUUUUUCUUGAGAGGACCUGCAGGACCAAGAUUUGGACCCAGGAAUGACAAGAUCAGGCAUGUUCAGAACCAGGUGGAUGAAGUCAUUGACGUCAUGCAGGAGAACAUCACCAAGGUGAUUGAAAGGGGAGAGAGACUGGAUGACUUACAGGAUAAAUCAGAAAGUUUAUCAGACAAUGCAACAGCGUUCAGCAAUCGAUCCAAACAGCUUCGAAGACAGAUGUGGUGGCGAGGGUGCAAGAUGAAGGCCCUUGUAGCUUUGGUUGCUGUCAUCCUCUUGCUUGUGAUCACCAUUUCCAAGUGGGAUCUGGAGAGUUUUGACUAUCAGGAGCUGAAAUCUGAGCUGACGGAGGUGCCCGCUUCCAGCGUCUUCGAGGAGCACCCCUCCUCCAGCCACCCUGCCACUGGGGACAUGGCCACCGGGUGCAGACAGCUGGUCUGGGUGGGGGAACCUGUGACCUUCUGCAGGGCUGAGACUAUUGCUGGCAAGUAUGGUGUGUGGAUGAGGGACCCACGGCCUGUUCCUCCCUACACCCGCAAGACCACCUGGAUAGUUGAUGCCAUUGGCACUGACACCCACCAGGUCUUUGAAUAUGACGACGACUCUGAUCAAUUCAUGAAGGGCUAUCCCUCCAAGGUCCACAUCCUGCCCUGGUCCAUGGAGAGCACUGGAGCCAUUGUAUACAGGGGCUCCCUGUACUUCCAGCAGCGCAAGUCCAGAAUGGUGGCCAAGUUCGACCAGAAGAUAGAAACUAUCACAGUCCAAAAGGACAUCCCCAGUGCUGGCUACCAUGGCCAAUUCCCCUAUUCCGGGGGGGGGGGGAGGGAGGGGAGGGGUUACACAGACAUUGACCUAGCUGUCGAUGAGAUGGGGCUGUGGGUGACAUACAGCACAGACAAGGCCAAAGGGACCAUCAUCCUCUCCAAAUUGGAUCCAGAGACCCUGGAAGUUGAGCAGACCUGGGAAACCAACAUCCGCAAGCAAGCUGUGACCAACUCCUUCAUGAUCUGUGGCACCUUGUAAACCAUCAGUAGCUACUCAGCCCCAGAUGCCACGGUCAACUUUUCCUACCACACGGCCUCCAGCACCAGUGAGCUGCUGAGCAUCCGCUUCGAGAACCGCUAUGAGUACAGCAGCAUAGUGGACUACAACCCCACAGAGAAAGCUCUUCGCUUGGGACAAUUUCAACAUGGUCACCUAUGACAUCAGACUCUCCAUGAUAUGAGGAGCCUCAGGGUGGGAGGAGGACACAACACGCUCAUUGCUAACUAGCUGCUCGUGGGCUAGGGGUAAGUCUAGCCAGCUGUCAAUCUCAUACACUCACUCUUCCUAUUCUUCUUGAGCUUUCCUUGGAUUCAGCCCUGAGCCCCUUAGGCAGAGUGCUCACUGAUCUGGGAAAAGACUCCAGGCCUGGCCCUAGAUCAGAGGUUCCUAUUCUGAGAGCACUGGUGGGGCUUAAAUAAUGAUAGAGUGGGAAUAACCUUGUGCCACUUAGGAACAUAUGUGCAAUAGGCGUUUACAGCCCUGGCCUCGCUCCCCUUGCUCUCUCUGAAUUACACACGGGAUUAAUUUGGACAAUAUAGAAAAAAGGAACAAGUUGUUUCUGGUUAUGCAACAUCUGGAAUGUGUGGGCCAACUGCACAGGGAUAGAUCUAAAAAUGACUAAACUUGCCUGCACCCUUGGCUAAAACACACCAAGAUUCCAGCCAAGCAGACCAAACUGUUCACAGCAAGAGGCAAAUAAUAUUUUAGGGGAGGGAGGUGGCUGGGUACCAUCUUCACAGAAUGGCUAAUAAAAACCCAGUGACCAUCAGCAAACCAUAUUCAUGCCCAGCAUCAGCUGAGACAAGGGGAAUGUGCUGAGCAGUCAACACCGGGCAUUAGCCAAGGCAGCAUUGACAGGAGGAGAUUCUGCAAAGUUGUAUCAUGCCCAGAUUCAGUAGGAGAACAUCAAGGCCUAAAGACUUAGCUCCAACACCCAAAUAAGCCAAUGAAAAGACUCCAACUGACUUCACUGGGCUUCAG